UCAACCUCAGAUCCCUGUCCCAGCCCCACUCCCCUGCUUCCAGGCAGCCCUGGGAGGGGGGAGUGCAGUGGGAGCCAAAGGCUGGCCUCGUCGGGGCUGCCCCAGCGUGCCCCCGCCUCCCUCCCGGCGCAGUUUACCGGCGAUCAGGGGCCUUUGACGCGGGAGGGCGGGCAGCCCGGGCGGGGAUAAAGCUGGGCGGGGGCGCGGCGCCCCAGGACUCCGGGACCGGGAAGGCGGACGUGGCCCGCUGCUGACCAGCCUGGGAUUUAUGGAGAGGGCCUCGGGGGGCCACUCUGAAUACUGCCGGGCCCAACAUCCCCACCACGCCUGCUGCUGAGGAGGCCCCCGUGCCUCUCGCUCUCACCAUUGCCCUCGCCCGCCCAUGGCCCCUACUGUCCGGCCCCAGGCCGGCUCUGCCGCCUGAGCCCCCGGGCCCUCUCCAGGACUUGCAGUACCCUGAUGGGGUAACGUGACUGAGGCCCCGAGCGUCAGAGCCGCCCGCCACCACGGCUGCCGCCCACCACCCCUACCCCCACCCCGAGGCUGCCCUGUGGGUUCAGUUCAAGUUCAGGUUCCAUCUGGUCCUUGAGGGUCCGGGGCCCGCCUUCGAGUGCAGGGGGCCGCUUGCCCGUCCACUGAUGCGGACGGCGCCGGGCAGAGACCCGGCGGCAGACUCACUCUGGGCUUUGUGAGGGCUUCUUGGCCGGGGUUUGGGUGUCCCCCUUUCCCUUUGGCCCCUCAUCGGUGUCCAGCUCCCCGCGUUGGGGGCGUGGGCCGCCACCCUGCCCUGGGGGCUGUCUUCCCUUCUGCUUGUGAAGAGCCGGACUCGGGGCCCAGGCCCUCCACCCCCGGGCAUCGCACGGUGUCUGUGCAGACGGGACUACGAAGUGCUCUCUGUGUGUCGGGCAAGCACCGGGAUCUCCAUCUCCUUGGGGCGCGGGGGCUUGUGGGGGCCUCGCCUCCCCGGGCCUCGCCGCGACCGCGGAGCAGCAUGGCGCGGAUGAACCGGCCGGCCCCCGUGGAGGUGAGCUACAAGAGCAUGCGCUUCCUGAUCACGCACAACCCCACCGACGCCACCCUCAGCACCUUCAUCCAGGACCUGAAGAAGUACGGGGCCACCACCGUGGUCCGAGUGUGUGAUGUGACCUACGACAAGGCCCCUCUGGAGAAGGACGGCAUCACUGUCGUGGACUGGCCCUUUGAUGACGGGGCGCCCCCGCCCGGGAAGGUGGUGGAGGACUGGCUGAGCCUGCUGAAGGCCAAGUUCUGCGAUGACCCUGGCAGCUGUGUGGCCGUUCACUGUGUCGCCGGCCUGGGACGGGCCCCAGUGCUUGUGGCGCUGGCUCUCAUCGAGAGCGGGAUGAAGUACGAAGACGCCAUCCAGUUCAUCCGACAGAAGCGGCGCGGAGCCAUCAACAGCAAGCAGCUCACCUACCUGGAGAAAUACCGGCCCAGGCAGAGGCUGCGGUUCAAGGAGCCGCACGCGCACAGGACCAGGUGCUGCGUCAUGUAGCCCGGGGCCCCCGGGGCCUCCGCGCCGACCGCGGCCACCGCCUCACUGCCGCCGGCUCGCCUUCUCUCCCGGCCGUCGGCCCCUCGGCACCCCUGUCCGCGGCUCAGGCUCGCCCUGUGCUGGCUCCUUCCUCCGUUUGUGCCGUGUCUCCGUGCGCCCGUCCGUGCUUCCCUCGGCCCCCUGCCCCGUCUCUCUGAGGCUCCGUUGGGGCGACCCUGCCCACCCGCAGGGCCCGCUCGGGCUGGUCUGUCAGGGAGCGCGCGUGCGUUCUAACCACGGGGCCCCACUCCUCCUCCACGGCCUCUCGCCCCGACCUGGCCUUGGCACUUUCAGUUACUGGGUCUGGAGACCGUCCGCCGUCCUGGACCCUCAAAGGCAAUAAAGCAGGACCCCGUGGCUGUG
Messenger RNA from Mustela lutreola (European mink), 1915 nucleotides. RefSeq names its product protein tyrosine phosphatase 4A3 (gene PTP4A3). The record is from RefSeq and is a predicted model, not a curated record. The transcript is spliced from 6 exons. Bases 992 to 1513 code for a protein of 173 amino acids. Gene Ontology annotation, biological process: protein dephosphorylation; endothelial cell migration. Lineage: Eukaryota; Metazoa; Chordata; Mammalia; Carnivora; Mustelidae. Gene Ontology annotation, molecular function: protein tyrosine phosphatase activity. Gene Ontology annotation, cellular component: nucleus.